Lepus europaeus (European hare) is the source of this 8660-nucleotide messenger RNA. RefSeq names its product cyclin dependent kinase 12 (gene CDK12). Gene Ontology annotation, biological process: positive regulation of transcription elongation by RNA polymerase II; protein phosphorylation; transcription elongation by RNA polymerase II. Bases 609 to 5228 code for a protein of 1539 amino acids. Gene Ontology annotation, cellular component: nucleus; cyclin/CDK positive transcription elongation factor complex. Lineage: Eukaryota; Metazoa; Chordata; Mammalia; Lagomorpha; Leporidae. The record is from RefSeq and is a predicted model, not a curated record. The transcript has 19 exons. Gene Ontology annotation, molecular function: cyclin binding; RNA polymerase II CTD heptapeptide repeat kinase activity; cyclin-dependent protein serine/threonine kinase activity.
CUGCCCCUCCCCCACCUCCUAGGGCCGUUUCGGUUUAAUCUAGUGUGUGAGUGAGUCUGUGUGAGGGACCGAGUGUGUGUGUGAGGUGCUGAGGUGAGGCAGAGGCUAGAAAAGGGGUUCCCUCAAGACGAGGGACAAAGGGGGCGUGAGGCACCUAGGCCGCGGGACCCGGGCGACAGGAAGCCGCCCUGAGCCGGGCUACCGGGUAGGGGAAGGGCCCGCGCUGUCCUCACAGGGCCCCAGAGCCGGAGUCGGCCCCACAGCCCCGGGCCGAGAGCUUCCUACUUCCUCGACCUCCCCGGCGCCCGGGCCUGAGGAUUGGCUCGGCGAGGGGAGAAGGGGAAGCAGACUUGAGCAGCUAUCCGUUGUCUCUCAACUCCACUGCUGAGGAAUUCUAAUUUCUUCCGUCGCUCCUUCACCCCCCACCUCAUGUAGGAGGGUGCUGAGGAGUCGGGAGGGAGGAGGAGCCUGGGCUACCGUCCCUUCCCUUUCCACCCCCUUCCAGGGGCGCUUUGGUGGGCGUGGAGUCGGGGUUGGGGGGGAGGGUGGGGGUUACUUUUUGGAGUGCUGGGGAACUUUUUCCCCUUCUUCAGGCGACGGGAAAGGGAAUGCCCAAUUCAGAGAGACAUGGGGGCAAGAAGGACGGGAGUGGAGGAGCUUCUGGAACUUUGCAGCCGUCAUCGGGAGGUGGCAGCUCCAACAGCAGAGAGCGUCACCGCUUGGUGUCGAAGCACAAGCGGCAUAAGUCCAAGCACUCCAAAGACAUGGGGUUGGUGGCCCCCGAAGCAGCCUCCUUGGGUACAAUUAUCAAACCUCUGGUGGAGUAUGAUGACAUCAGCUCUGACUCGGACACCUUCUCUGAUGACAUGGCCUUCAAAUUAGACAGGAGGGAGAAUGAUGAGCGUCGUGGAGCGGAUCGCAGUGACCGCCUGCACAAACACCGUCACCACCAGCACAGGCGUUCCCGGGACUUGGGGAAAACCAAACAGACCGAAAAGGAAAAGAACCAGGAGGUCUCCAGCAAGUCGGGAUCCACGAAGGAGCGCACGUCGGGAAGUUCGAAGCGUUCGAACGAGGAGAACGAGGACUAUGGCAAGGCACAGAUAGCCAAAAGCAGCAGCAAGGAAUCCAGGUCAUCCAAGCUGCAUAAGGAGAAGACCCGGAAAGAACGCGAGUUGAAGUCGGGUCACAAAGACCGGAGUAAAAGCCAUCGGAAAAGGGAAACACCCAAAAGUUACAAAACCGUGGACAGCCCGAAGCGGAGAUCCAGGAGUCCCCACAGGAAGUGGUCUGACAGCUCCAAACAAGACGAUAGUCCCUCCGGAGCGUCCUAUGGCCAAGAUUAUGACCUGAGCCCCCCGAGGUCUCACACCUCGAGCAACUACGACUCGUACAAGAAGAGUCCGGGAAGUACCUCAAGAAGGCAGUCGAUUAGCCCACCGUACAAGGAGCCUUCGGCCUACCAGUCCAGCACGCGGUCACCCAGCCCCUACAGUCGGCGACAGAGGUCUGUGAGUCCCUACGGCCGGAGACGGUCGUCCAGCUAUGAAAGGAGUGGCUCCUACAGCGGCAGAUCGCCCAGCCCCUACGGUCGACGGCGGUCCAGCAGCCCUUUCUUGAGCAAGCGUUCUCUGAGCCGGAGCCCCCUCCCCAGUAGGAAAUCCAUGAAGUCCAGAAGUAGAAGUCCUGCAUAUUCAAGACACUCAUCUUCUCACAGUAAAAAGAAGAGAUCCGGGUCACGCAGUCGUCAUUCCAGUAUCUCACCUGUCAGGCUUCCACUGAAUUCCAGUCUGGGUGCUGAACUCAGUAGAAAAAAGAAGGAAAGAGCAGCAGCAGCAGCAGCAGCAAAACUGGAUGGAAAGGAAUCCAAAGGUUCACCUUUAUUUUUGCCUAAAAAAGAAAACAGCAGUUCAGUAGAGGCUAAAGAUUCAGGCUUGGAGUCCAAAAAGUUACCCAGGGGUGUAAAAUUGGAAAAAUCUGCUGCAGAUACUGAACUGGUAAAUGUAACCCAUCUAAAUACAGAGGUCAAAAAUUCUUUAGAUACAGGGAAAGUAAAGUUGGAUGAAAACUCUGAGAAGCAUCCUGUUCUUAAAGAUUUGAAAGCACAGGGAACAAGAGACUCUAAACCCAUAGCACUGAAAGAGGAGAUUGUUACUCCAAAGGAAACAGAGACAUCAGAAAAGGAGACUCCUCCACCUCUUCCCAUAAUUACUUCUCCUCCACCCCCUUUACCAACUACUGCCCCUCCACCUCAGACACCCCCUUUGCCACCUUUGCCUCCACUGCCUGCUGUUCCUCAGCAACCGCCUCUGCCUCCUCCCCAGCCAGCAGUUAGUCAGGCUCCUGCUUCUAGUACUUCAGCUUUGCCCCCUUCUACUCAUGCAAGGACGUCUGCUCUGUCCUCUCAGGCAAAUUCUCAGCCCCCUGUACAGGUUUCCAUGAAGACACAAGUAUCUGUAACAGCUGCUAUUCCACACCUGAAAACAUCAACGUUGCCUCCUCUGCCUCUCCCACCCUUAUUACCAGGAGAGGAUGACAUGGAUAGUCCAAAAGAAUCUCUCCCUUCAAAACCUGUAAAGAAAGAGAAGGAACAGAGGACACGACAUUUACUUACAGACCUCCCUCUGCCUCCUGAACUCCCUGGUGGAGAUCCAUCCCCCCCAGACUCUCCAGAACCAAAGGCAAUCACACCACCUCAACAACCAUAUAAAAAGAGACCAAAAAUUUGUUGUCCACGGUAUGGAGAGAGAAGGCAAACUGAAAGCGACUGGGGGAAGCGCUGUGUGGACAAGUUUGACAUUAUUGGGAUUAUUGGCGAGGGAACCUAUGGCCAAGUAUAUAAAGCCAAGGACAAAGAUACUGGAGAACUGGUGGCUCUGAAAAAGGUGAGACUAGACAAUGAGAAAGAGGGCUUCCCAAUCACAGCCAUUCGUGAGAUCAAAAUUCUUCGUCAGUUAAUCCAUCGGAGUGUUGUUAACAUGAAGGAAAUUGUCACAGAUAAACAGGAUGCAUUGGAUUUCAAGAAGGACAAAGGUGCCUUUUACCUUGUAUUUGAGUACAUGGACCAUGACUUAAUGGGACUGCUAGAAUCUGGUUUGGUGCACUUUUCUGAGGACCAUAUCAAGUCAUUCAUGAAACAGCUGAUGGAAGGAUUGGAUUACUGUCACAAAAAGAAUUUCCUGCAUCGGGAUAUUAAGUGUUCUAACAUUUUGCUGAAUAACAGUGGGCAAAUCAAACUAGCAGAUUUUGGACUUGCUCGGCUCUAUAACUCUGAAGAGAGUCGCCCUUAUACAAACAAAGUUAUUACUCUAUGGUACCGACCUCCAGAACUACUACUGGGAGAAGAGCGGUAUACACCAGCCAUUGAUGUUUGGAGUUGUGGAUGCAUCCUUGGAGAACUGUUCACAAAGAAGCCCAUCUUUCAAGCUAAUCUGGAAUUGGCUCAGCUAGAACUGAUCAGCCGACUCUGUGGUAGUCCUUGUCCAGCUGUGUGGCCUGAUGUUAUCAAACUGCCCUACUUCAAUACCAUGAAACCGAAGAAGCAAUAUAGAAGGCGUCUACGAGAAGAAUUCUCUUUCAUUCCUUCAGCAGCACUUGAUUUAUUGGACCACAUGCUGACACUAGAUCCUAGCAAGCGAUGCACAGCUGAACAGACCCUACAGAGUGACUUCCUUAAAGAUGUCGAGCUCAGCAAAAUGGCUCCUCCAGACCUCCCCCACUGGCAGGAUUGCCAUGAGCUAUGGAGUAAAAAGCGACGACGACAGCGACAAAGUGGUAUUGUGGUGGAAGAGCCACCUCCAUCCAAAACCUCUCGAAAAGAAACUACCUCAGGGACAAGUGCUGAGCCUGUGAAGAACAGCAGCCCAGCACUACCUCAGCCUGCUCCUAGCAAGGUGGAGCCUGGGGCUGGGGAUGCAAUAGGCCUUGGUGACAUCACACAGCAGCUAAAUCAAAGUGAAUUGGCAGUGUUAUUGAACCUGCUGCAGAGCCAAACCGACCUGAGCAUCCCUCAGAUGGCACAGCUGCUUAACAUCCACUCCAACCCAGAGAUACAGCAGCAGCUGGAAGCUCUGAAUCAAUCCAUCAGUGCCCUGACGGAAGCCAGUUCCCAGCAGCAGGACUCAGAGCCCAUAGCCCCAGAGGAGUCUUUAAAGGAGGCACCCCCUGCCCCAGUGGUCCUGCCUUCAGCAGAACAGACAACCCCUGAAGCUUCAAGCACACCAGCUGACAUGCAGAAUAUGUUGGCAGUUCUCUUGAGUCAGCUGAUGAAAACCCAGGAGCCAGCAGGCAACCUGGAGGAAAACAACAGUGACAAGAACAGUGGGCCACAGGGACCCCGAAGAACUCCCACAAUGCCACAGGAGGAGGCAGCAGCAUGUCCUCCUCACAUUCUUCCACCAGAGAAGAGGCCCCCUGAGCCCCCCGGACCUCCACCGCCGCCACCUCCACCCCCUCUGGUUGAAGGCGAUCUUUCCAGCGCCCCCCAGGAGUUGAACCCAGCCGUGACAGCCGCCUUGCUGCAACUUUUAUCCCAACCUGAAGCAGAGCCUCCUGGCCACCUGCCACAUGAGCACCAGGCCUUGAGACCAAUGGAGUACUCCAACCGGCCCCAUCCAAACAGGACUUAUGGAAACACUGAUGGGCCUGAAACAGGGUUCAGUGCCACUGACACUGAUGAACGCAACUCUGGUCCAGCCUUGACAGAAUCCUUGGUCCAGACCCUGGUGAAGAACAGGACCUUCUCAGGCUCUGUGAGCCACCUUGGGGAGUCCAGCAGUUACCAGGGCACAGGGUGGUGGCAGCAGCAGGACUGGCCCCUGAGGAACUCAGCGAUGUCCAUCCAUCGCCUCUCAUCCAGAGCCUGGCCAGAGGGAGAUUCUGCCUGGCUCAACGCUGUGAGAUGCCAGAGGUGGAGGCCUGCCAGUCACUUCCUCCAUCCCAGGACCCAGUGGGCAGGGCAGCAGCACCCGGCGCUCACUCCCACCCUUCCUGCCCGCUGGCCUCCUCUGUCAGCAGUGCCUCUCCCAAGACUGCAAUCCAGACAGCACAAGCAGCAGGCCCCGAUCAGUGCCAGCUCUGAUGUGGAGACCAAGCCCCCGUGGAAUCCGGCCCCGGAGUUCCUGUGUGGUCCUGAUCUGGAGAGUUCCCAGGAAGACAGGGAAAGGAAAGUUCUUCCUACUGCCUGGGGAGAGACCUGGAUGCCUGAAGCUCCCACCUUGACCCCUUGAAGUUGCUGUGCGGGUCCUUUCUCUGGAGCGCCCACAGCCAUCGAGGAGAAGGAAGGCAGAGAAGGGGCCAGCCUGAGCUGGCCGUUCCUUGGUUUCCAUCAGCAGUCAGGGAGAUGAAACCGACCAGAGAGGAAGCCAGGAGGGAGAUUCCUGAAACAGCAGCCUUUCCCCCAUCUCUCUUGCUCCACCCUCACACACGACAAGUCUGUGCACUCGAGUGUGCCACUCUCCCUGGCUGGCGACCCUGCUCUGCCCCACACAGAGCACUGCUGGGGUCUCUCGUACUCCUUGGCUCACUCAUCUCCUUGUGUCUGUGUUGCAGAUGCCAAGGGAUGAAGGUGGGGUUCUGGCCCUGAGAGUAGGGAUAUGGUGGGCCCUGGAGUCCAUUGGGUGCAUAUUUGUCUGUCUGGAUGGAAGGGAGGCACUGGCCAAGGCCACUGGCAGCUAACCAAAGCCCAAAGUCCCAGUGACUCAUGGCAAUGGAGCUGGCUCUUGGAAACAGCAGGGGAAGGGACUCCAGCCCUGUUGGAGCUCCUUUUUGGCCCCCAUUUCUCCCCACUCUGAGCUCUGUGGAUGAAGUUUCAUCUGGAUCCUGGGGGCAAGGUGAGACCCUAGCUGUGAAAAAGAAGGAAAUGGGCGAGAAGAGAGCAGGGCAGGCUGAGCACGCCAGUGAAAAAUGCCCCAGCCAGGGAAUGAUAAGAGAGGCCAGUUAGUCCUACCCUACUGUGUCCAUUGGCUGCACAGAGGGCAUUGGGCAUCCGUUGUGCUGGGGCAGCUCGGUGGCCCUGGGCACCUUCCAGAAGAGCUUUCCAGACAGACACAGCCACUCUUCCCUGCCCUCGUUUGUUGCCCAGAUUUUUGGGUACCCAGCUGACACCAAAUUUUUAGAAAUAGAAACAAACACACAACCCAGAAAGCCAAAAGACACUAUUACAAGAUGGGAACCUGAAAGGAUUAGCACCUGGGGUCAGUACUGUCCCCCUGGGACAAGAGAGCAGCAGUGAGGGGUGCCUGGCUUGGCUGAACCAGGAUCAGUACAGGCCGGGAAGUGGCUGCAGAACCACAGAUCUCAGAAGUGCCGACGCCCGCCUCCCUCACAGGCCAGGUAAGCGAUGUGCAUCUUCUCCAUGCAUCCUCAGUCAGGGGGAGGAGAGGAUUGUGUGCUGGAGGUCAUACCCAGAAAGAGGCCGUAAGUGGCCCUGGAGAACUAGUCAUGCCUGUGCAAGGGGAACAGUUGAGGAUCUUGGGUGCCAGUGGGUCCAAAUGCAUGACCAUAAAGGCCCCGUACUUGAACCUCAGAGAGCAGUGGGCUCAAAGGAUGGGCACUGGGACAGAGCCUCAGUUCUCAUUUGCCUACUUCUGUGCUGUCCAGUGCUGGCGGCUCUGCUCUCCAGCUAGGGUGAGGAGCCCUUUGCAUAGCUGCUCCUGGCGAUACAAAGACAGCUUUGGUUGGGGAAACAGACAGACCAGCCCACUCUUCGUGCAAGGACGUGGGACAGCCCCACUCCCCCAGCUCUCUCUCUGGCAGCGUUAGAAGCCCAGGGCCCUGCCAAAAAACCCAUAAUAAAGCUCAGUGCUGAACUAAACCAACACAUCACCUUGGCCCUGGGUAAGGGGAGCUUGGGUGCACCAGGUGGGGUGUAGGCAGGUGUGGGGAGCUCAGCUGCAGGAGAGAGAAGAAUCCUCGAAGCCUCGUGUUCCCUGGUCCUUCUCUUUCCCAAGCCUCUUUCCCUGCGCCCUGCUCUUUCACCUCCUGUUAGCCAGCUGCACUCCCGGCCACCGUAUCCCCUCCAGUCUGCGAGGACAUGGUAAGCAGUCUGUUUCCUACUCUUUUCUCAUUCUCUCUCUCCUCUCCAAGCUCCCAUCUGAGCUUCUUUCCAUGGGAUCUGACCCCAGGAUCUCCAGCCUGACUCCCCCUGAUCCUGCGAAUGGUGCUGGGGUAGGGAGGACCCAUCCGUCUUCAUCAUCCCCGCAAGUAUAGCCAGGCCAAGACUGGUAUGUCCACCUGCAUCAAGGGCCCUGGCCUGAAGCAGAGGGCAGCCCUGGUGAUGCCAUGGGGCCCUGGCCCUUAACUGCGUGUAUGCCUGUGCAUUGGGCACACUGGUUUAUUAGUGUUAUUUCAGCAUUGUGAUGCAGAGAGAGUAAGUGUAACAGCUGCUCCUUGCUUGCAGUGUUUAUUGUUACCUAGAGACAACCUCCUGGCUUUUUCCCAGCUCCCCCUCCCCCCCCCCCCCAGCCCAACCCCCUCCUUGCCAACAAUCCUGCUCUCCCUACACUGAUGGGAAAUUUAUAGCUUGCCCAUACUAUGCCUUUAACCCUCUCCUGCCCAUAGGGUAGAUGGGCCAAGGGAAGCCAAAGAGUAAUGGGCAUGUUGGGCCCCAGCAGGGUGGAAUAACCUAUGGAGGCGGGAGAGAGAUGUGACACUCUCUCUCCAUUUUAUGUGUCCAGUUUCAGGCCCCAGUUGCCCUCCUAUCUGUUACGUGAAAAAAGAGGAAAGAUCUUUGGACCUAGCCUUAAGAUCCCAGCAUCUUCCCCACAAAAUUAUUCCCUUCCCUGGACAUCUCUAAGCACCUGGCCAGGUUGUCUGGACCUAAGGUAAUACUGAAAUGGAGGGGAUGACUUCGGAGUGGCAGAGGCCUGGCCUCUUCCUUUCUGUCUGAGAGAGGCCGCUCUAGAGACGGCACCCAGUGAGACAAGCAAGAGGCCUGGCUUGAGAAAUGCAGGCCGGACCACUGCAGCCAGGUCAAUGCCAGACAAGCCUGCGCUCAGCCUGGAGGAAGAAACUCCGCCUGAGCCCAGCACUGAGGUCUUGAGACUGGCAGGCCCUUCUCCAGGCUGGACGUCUUGGUCCAGUUAGGCCGCUCCUUUCUGCCUGCCUUUCCUGCUCCAUUUUGCCAUGCACGUCUUGGUUUGACAUAAUGAGGCAGACCCAGUCAUGGCCUCCACGAUGGGGAAAGAGAAGCCUCUCUCUCUUCGUGAGCCAGGACCUUCUGUGGAGGGACACUGUCAUCACUUCACCAUCCUUGCUGGAAACAGAAGAGAGGAAAAGGGCUAAGAUUGUAACAGAAAGGACAGAGAUUAGACACAUGGAAAAACUGACCCAUGGGAUGAAAGACUUCAAAAUGCGUCUACUUGGGGCCGGCGCAGUGGCGCUCUAGGUUAAUCUUCCGCCUGCGGUGCCAGCAUCCCAUAUGGGCACUAGUUCUAGUCCCAGCUGUGCCUCUUCCAGUCCAGCUCUCUGCUAUGGCCUGGGAAAGCAGUAGAAGAUGGCCCAGGUGCUUGGGCCCCUGCACCCAUGUGGGAGACUGGGAAGAAGCUCCUGGCUCCUAGCUUCGGAUAGGCACAGCUCCGGUCGUUGCAGCCAUCUGGGGGUUGAACCAACGGAAGGAAGACCUCUCUCUCUGCCUUUCCCUCUCACUUUCUGUAAUUCUA